Molecule: messenger RNA, 1344 nt
Organism: Entrophospora candida
Lineage: Eukaryota; Fungi; Glomeromycota; Glomeromycetes; Entrophosporales; Entrophosporaceae
Source: the annotation of a GenBank genome assembly
GUUCAACCACGUAAUAAAAACUUAACCUCACAAUGUAAUGAAAAUCUAGCAACUACGACACAAAAAAUAGUUUCUACUAAAGAUCUUGGUCUUGCAACAGCAACGCAAGUUGUCAACCCAGUCAAUCCUAAAAUCGAUCUAAAUAUAACCACUUCAUCUAUUAAUAAUAUUACUAAUAAUCCCUCGAUAUCAUCAACAUCAACAUCAUUAAAUAAGAAGCAAAAAAUAGAAGAAAUUAAUCAAAUCACUUCAAAAGCUAUUGCAAUAAAUAAACAUAAACCAAUUGGAUCAAAGAUCUCAGAAAAGAAUCAAACAAAAGCAAUAGAAACAAGGACUAUAGCUGUCACAAAACAAGCAAUAUCUACAAUAACAACUAACACAACAAAUAAAAACGAACCCUGUGUGGUUACGGAUCCAAUAUUAGUUACGACCAUAGAAUCUGAAAUCUAUGAAGCUGAAUUAGAAAAAACUCGUGCAAAAAAAAUAAGAACUCAAGAAUGGGAUGAUUUCGAUCUUGAGGAUAUGAGUGAUCCCAUGAUGGUGGCAGAGUAUGCAGUGGAAAUUUUUGAUUAUUUGAAACUUUUAGAAAGGGAAACAAUGCCAAAACCUAAUUAUAUGGAACUUCAAACGGAAUUAAAUUGGAAAAUGAGAACGAUCCUCAUUGACUGGCUUGUUGAAGUUCAUUACAGAUUUUGUUUAUUACCUGAAACUUUAUUCUUAACAGUCAACAUAGUUGAUAGGUUUUUGUCAGAAAGUUUGGCCUCUAUGGUCAAAUUGCAACUUGUAGAAGAAGGUUACACAGAAGAUGAAAUUCUCAAGGCAGAACGAUAUGUAUUACAGACUAUUAAUUACAAGUUGAAUUAUCCCAAUCCAAUGAAUUUCCUUAGACGAAUCUCAAGAGCUGACCAAUACCAUAUUCCAGCUCGGACUGUUGCCAAGUACCUAAUGGAAAUCACGCUCCUUGAUCAUGCCUUCUUAACUUGCACUCCCUCCAUGGUUGCAGCAGCUUCAUUACACCUGGCUCAUAUAAUGCUUAAACGUGGUGAAUGGGUUAGUGUUUGGUCAAAGUCGUGGUUUACUGCGAAUUUGAUUCAUUAUUCUACAUUUACAGAAGAGCAAAUCAAACCUUGGUCAAAAAUGAUUUUACAAUACUUGAGAAGAAACAAUAAAUGUGUCGAUCAACUCUAUUCUAAAUACUCGACUAAAAAUUUUAUGAAGGCUAGUUUUUUUGUCAGAGACUGGCAAUUUUGUUAUAAAGAAGGGAAUUUGAUGUUUAGUUUUAUAUUAUCUAAAUUUUGUUUGAAAGUAUUAAAAAGAACAAGAAUUCAAGAAUUAAUUGAAUAA